AUGUCGCUUACCGCGGAAGGACAUCGCGCAUCCGACGAUUCGAAAGGCGCGAAUCUCGAAGGCGAUAGCGUUAGUAUCGUAGGUCAACAAUUGCGCAUUCCUCAGUUCUGGCCCCACAAAAUCGCGCUGUGGUUUAAACUGUUAGAAGCGCAGUUCGCGUCGGCUCGCAUAACGACAGACGAAGUUAAAUUCAAUAUCACCAUCGCGAACCUGGGCGAGAGUUACGUUGAGCAGGUGGAGGACGUGGUGCUCGACCCGCCCGCGACCGGGCAGUACGAAUACCUAAAGGGCGAAUUAAUGAAGAGACUGGCCGAAUCCGACAGCAUGCGAGUGCGAAAACUAUUGGAGGGCGAGGGACUCGGCGACCGGACACCGUCACAGUUUUUCCAGGACUUGAAGAAGCUGGCCACACCGUCCGUGCCCGACGACUUCAUCGUCACGCUAUGGAAAAACCGACUAACAGUCAGCGUGCAACGAGUUUUAGCCGCUACAUCGGAAACGAAGCCGACUGUAUUAGCGGAGAUGGCCGAUCGGAUCCACGAGAUACAUCCGGAACAAGGACGAAUCGCCGCAAUCACCCCCAAAGGACCGAACGAGGUCGACGAAUUGCGGAAGAUGAUCGAGAGACUUGAAGUGCGGAUCGAGGCCAUGAACCGACAUCGCCCGCGUUCGGUAGAACGAAAAAGUCACCGCAGCCGUUCCCGGAGUAAGGAAGGAAAAGCGGAGCUGUGCUGGUACCACGAGACAUUCAAACACCGUGCAGAGAAGUGUCGUGCUCCUUGCACUUGGGCGUCGGGAAACGCGAGCGGUUGUCAGUGA
Molecule: messenger RNA, 819 nt
Organism: Megachile rotundata (alfalfa leafcutting bee)
Lineage: Eukaryota; Metazoa; Arthropoda; Insecta; Hymenoptera; Megachilidae
Source: RefSeq, a predicted model, not a curated record